Molecule: messenger RNA, 2444 nt
Organism: Oncorhynchus keta (chum salmon)
Lineage: Eukaryota; Metazoa; Chordata; Actinopteri; Salmoniformes; Salmonidae
Product: protein C1orf43-like
Exons: 7
Coding region: 298-1071 (257 amino acids)
Biological process (GO): phagocytosis
Source: RefSeq, a predicted model, not a curated record
AGCCAAGCAAUAAUCAAUAGGGGAAACACGGUUGAGUCAGAGAAAUCAGAUGGGUGCUACACAUUGGUAAUGGAUGAGGAGAGUUUCUGUUUCCACCCAUGUACACGUGACAAUCCCGGAUGUCAACAAACGAUAUCAACAACAGGGAAGUGUCAACGCUUCGUUGUUACAGAUUUUCCAAUGGAUUAACCGACAUUUGAUAAUUAAUUCAUGUUACACUCGUGUACAUUCUGAAAGGAACUAUGAGUGAGUUCUGUUGAUUCUACGCUAGUUUAGCAUUUGACGAAGACUUUCAACAUGAGGUCCGAUUCUCCUCUCUCCAGCGUCAACGUAGUGCUUGUUAUGGCCUACGGAAGUCUGGUGUUUGUGCUGCUGUUCAUCUUUGUGAAGAGGCAGAUAAUGCGCUUUGCCAUGAAGUCUCGUAGAGGACCACAUGUACCCCUGGGCCACAACGCUCCAAAGGAGCUGAGACAGGAUAUAGACUCUGGUCUGUCCAAGGUUCAGGAGAUCCGCUUUGAGCCACGCCUGCUGUCUGAACAGGACGACAGACUACAGAGUGGCGGUUGCUAUGACUACCUGUACAGAAUGAGGGCACUAGAUGCCAUACGAGACUCUGAUAUUCCGUUCAGUGAGUUGGGAGGGACUCCCACAGCUGUGACAGGGAGGAGAUUCCGCGCCUGGCUUCUAGAUCUGAGGAGUUCCCAUUCCCUGUUCUGCAGCAGCCGUAGUUCCCUCAUAGACACACUGCUGGAGGGCUACCACAACGCUCGCCACGGCACCGGGGUGUUUGGAGAAGCAGAGUUUGUCAAAUACAAGGAAGCCCUGAGCGAACUGUCCUCUGUUUAUUCUUCUCUCCCCAGUGUGAAGAGCCACUCCAGUUCCACCAGUCUGGACCAGCAUCACCAGUUAGCAGCUAAAGACUUGACCAGUACCCCAGAGCCCACCCCCCCCUCUCCCCCCUCCCAGGUCACAUACCUGCCGUCAGCUGGGCAACGCACCAAACGACCAAAACACUUCCUGGAACUCAAGAACUUUAAAGACAAGUACAACACCUUGGAAAGCACAUUCUGAGAACUACAAUCUCCUAUGGCAUAACACGAGAAACUACAAUUCCCUACAGCAUACCUUGAGAAACGACAACUUGCUGCCUCUGACAACUGCAACUCCCUAGAAAACAACCUGAAAACUACAACAACUCCUCUGCUACCACUUUAAAUCUGUUUUGUUGCGACUACUGGACUCACUUUCCUUCUCUAUUUACAAAGUAGAUGGCCUAGUGAGAAAAAAAUCUGUCGUUCUGCCCCUGAACAGGCAGUUAACCCACUGGUCCUAGACCGUCAUUGUAAAUAAUAAUUUGUUCUUAACUGACUUGCCUGGUUAAAUAAAAAUAAAUGAAGGUAGUGAUAAGUAGAGCUCCUGGAGGUGACAUACUGGGGUCUGUGGUAAAAGAAGAGGUUGGUGAUUUAGUUUAGUGAGAGGCUUGUUAGUGCCAGCAGAGAGAGAAGAGACUUGGUAGGGUUGGUACUUGGUACAGUUGGGAAGACUGGAGCACAGCAGUAUAGGAAUGACAGUAACAUUACGCUGCCUUACUAGUCCUGAGGAAAAACACUGCCUACUAUCUAUCAUGCAUCUCACAUAAUAAAUAGGGCACUAGAUUUAAGCUGACCUUAAACAUCGUUGUGAACUUUUGCACAGACUUUGCAGGUAGAUCAUCAUGUAGAGCCAUGCAAAAGAGACAUGCAGUGUCUAUGCAGAAUGCAUUAAUGCAGUGUUUCCCAAACUUGGUCCUGGGGACCCGAAGUGGUGCACGUUUUGGAUUUUGCCCGAGCACUACACAACUGACUCAAAUAAGCAACUAAUCAUCAAGCUUUGAUUAUUUGAAUGAGCUGUGUCGUCCUAGAGCAGAACCUGAAAUGUACAUCUCUUGGGGUCCCCAGGACUGAGUUUGGGAAACGCUGCGUUAAUGCACAGUGUUAGAGUAAGACUUGUUUAUAAUGUGUUCAGUGCUAACUAAGCUAUUGAUGGACUAACGUUAUAGCAGACCAGCGUUCCUCACAAUGGCCCUGGAGAGCUACAGUACAGGCUGUGCAGGCUUUUGUUCCCGCCUAGCACUAACACACCUCCAAUCAAGCUGAUUAGUAGAAUCCGGUUAGUUACUGUUGAGCUGGAACAGGACAGAAGAACUAUGGAUUAUUCCAGUAUUACUGCUAGACAUUUCCAGUAUUAUUGUCCUGUUGCCAGCACUUGUUUAGGGCAGAGCCAUGUAUUUACAUAUAAAUUGCUCUGGUUUAGGGCUAGUGUUACACAGUCUGACGGUUGUCUAUUUGCUGCAUAAAAGUGAUUAUACUUUUUAUAUUGUACAAUGUUUUUUUUUGCUGAAAUAUUUUUUUGUAUUCCAUUUUUAAAGAUAAUUAUUUAGAAUAAAGCAUUCAUGUUAUUAAGUG